Dermacentor silvarum is the source of this 2225-nucleotide messenger RNA. RefSeq lists its product as uncharacterized. Gene Ontology annotation, molecular function: oxidoreductase activity, acting on the CH-CH group of donors. The record is from RefSeq and is a predicted model, not a curated record. Bases 265 to 1032 code for a protein of 255 amino acids. Lineage: Eukaryota; Metazoa; Arthropoda; Arachnida; Ixodida; Ixodidae. Gene Ontology annotation, cellular component: membrane. The transcript has 5 exons. Gene Ontology annotation, biological process: lipid metabolic process.
AAAAACAGACAGGCACAGGCAUUGCGAACAUACAGUGGGCUGGGCUAAAGGGAAAGGUCAUCGACCGUAGAGUUUGUCACCGACAUCCAACAACGCAGCGUACUUUUUGUUUCAUUUUAACUAACAUUUUCGUCAUGUGAAAUAUCUUAUUUGGGUGCAAAGGCGCGAGUUGCAUCGUCUCUCCUAUGCUGUGGCAACAUUCAAGAUCGGUGGCCUUUUAGACGUGCGUCACCGUUUAGGCGGUGUGUCCCAUCCGAGACUACGAUGCGCAGCAAUAUUUUGAUCAGUUGCGUGCUUAUCAACAUUGGCAUUCAGUGGGGCUUCUUCGUGGUUUCCGCGGUGCUCCGGACCGAUCUCCUCUUCGAACUAGUCGGCUCGUGCACAUGUAUACUGCUGGCACUGUUGAGCUACUUCUGGGGCAGCCGUUCCCUCCGACAGAGGAUCCACACUUGGCUGGUCGUGCUGUGGGCAAUCAGGCUCGGUCUGUACCUCUUCACUCGCAAGCUAUGGCACAGCCAAGAUUCACGGGAGACUGCACCGCCACGUCGACGGAAAUUUUUUCUCUUAUGGACGCUGCAAGCCCUGCGAACCUUGGUGACUCUCUUUCCCACACUUCUUCUGAACACAAGCACGUGGGCCGACUUGCCACUGGGAGUACGUGACCUGGCUGGCUGGCUGCUGUGGCUGGUAGGCUUUGUGCUGGAAACAGUGGCCGACCACCAGAAGACCACCUUCCAAGCAGACUUCAAGAACCAGGGUCACUUUAUCCGGACAGGGCUGUGGAGUGUGUCACGGCACCCAAACUACUUUGGUGAGAUCCUGCUCUGGCUUGGCCUGUACCUGUCGGCCAGCUCUGUGUUUAGGCGGACCGAGUACCUAUGUGUGCUGUGCCCCAUAACAGACCUGCUGCUCAUCACCCGCGUCACGGGGGUGCCAAGACUAGAGCAGGCUGCCUUUCGCAAGUGGGGUAAUGACCCUGCCUAUCACGAGUACCUGCGCUCAACUGCAGUGUUGGUGCCUUUCCUGUGGUAGCAAUUUCCAAGUUCCACCAUGUGACCAUGAUGAGAUACCUCGCACAGCUUGCCCCCUUCACAGCAAGGCAUGUUAGAAGCCUAACAGUGACAUCUUGGUGUCAGAAGGGCAUCAGCAUGAUGAGUUGCACAGGGUGCUUACAAGAGCCACUAAACAAUGAAGGUCAAGCAUGUUGCCUAGGAAGCCAGAUUAUAGAGUGCCUUGGCUUCUCUUAUGUCUACAGUAGGUGAUAGCGGCAGAUUUAGCAAUGAUUCAAUAACUCGUGAGAGCUCAGAAUGGGCAUACCCAGCUGAAGCAGCCGCUCCUCUCCGCCACUCCUCAGCCAGCCACCCAUCUCAUCUCUGAAUAAAUAUUGAGCAGCUGACUAUUCACUAUCCCCUGUCUAUAGCAGACACUCAUAGACAUGUCCAACAGGGAUAGUAUCAAAGUUUACCCAGGGCACUAACGUGAUUGAGGCAGGAUAGUACAGUGUUCUAUCUUUGCUCAGCCCGGUAGAGUGCAGAUCAAACAAGCAGCAAACAGUGAGUUGUCUGCUCCCCCCUUGUAAACUGUUGGGUUGCUGUUUUGGCGAUCUGGUAAUCUUCACUAACCACUGAGAAUGGAGCACUGCUACUGAACGGGGCUCAAUAAGAUAAUCCUAUUUGUCUGUGAAACGGAUCUGCAAAAAAGCCGGCAGUGUUCACAGAGUAAUAUAGCACCCUUCGACAUCUGUACUAUUAUGUUUCUGCAGCCACAAGAGUAGCCCUGAAGUGCCUGAGAAUUUCUAGAUGAAGUUAGCCUCAGUCAUGGCCCUCUGGAUGAAUGCACAUGUGAGAGCCUUUACAGCUUGAGCGCACAAAGUUUGCCAAAUCGCGUGGGAGGAUGACUGCAGUGAUUAGUACCCAUUGUCGGUUGUGUUUCACUAAUUGAGACACAACAAAAAGGCAUGGUCUAGCAUCAGUGCAACACAUCGGUGUGACAGUGUUGACAGCUUUUAGCUCCUCUUGAAAUUUGGCCGCUGCUAUGUUUUGCACAGCUGUGUGAAAGGGACUUGUGCUGGGGCAGCACUUUACAUGCUCCAAGCAAUUUGCUAACUGGUUUGGCUUUUGUCAAGAAAUCAUUGCUCUUCCUGAAGUGCCCCAGAAAACAAAUGAACUUAUGCAUGUACAGAAAACGUAUAGAAAACAUAUAAUAAAAAUUCUUUUGACCCACCA